This is a messenger RNA of Rhodamnia argentea, 776 nucleotides long. Its product is annotated as bet1-like SNARE 1-1. The record is from RefSeq and is a predicted model, not a curated record. The transcript is spliced from 6 exons. Lineage: Eukaryota; Viridiplantae; Streptophyta; Magnoliopsida; Myrtales; Myrtaceae. The coding region runs from base 206 to 577 and encodes 123 amino acids.
AACGCAUUUCCCGUGGUGACGUCAUGCGCAGGAGCGGAGAUGGAUAAUCAGCCUAUCCUCGACGCGGUGCUUCCUUCGUUGAGCCUGCUCUGAGCUUCAGCUUCAGCUCCAAGGAGGUCCGUCUUCUUUCAGGGACCGGGAAUCCUGACGGUUUGAACCGCGGCGAUAAAUAGUCUGAGAGGCGGUGGUUGCUUCCUCGCGAGCAAUGAAUACCAGAAGGGACGUCCGUGGCAAUAGAGCUGCUCUCUUUGAUGGGAUUGAAGAAGGUGGAAUUAGGGCAUCAUCUUCUUACUCUUCUCAUGAGAUUGAUGAGCAUGAGAAUGAAAGAGCAAUGGAUGGCUUGCAGGAUAGAGUCAUUCUGCUGAAGAGAUUAUCUGGUGAUAUAAACGAAGAAGUGGAGACCCAUAACCGCAUGUUGGAUCGAAUGGGCAAUGAGAUGGAUGCUUCCAGGGGAGUUCUGUCAGGAACAAUGGAUCGUUUUAAAAUGGUGUUUGAGACGAAAUCAAGCCGGAGAAUGUUAUCUCUUGUCGCAUCAUUCGUGGUGAUUUUCCUAGUCGUGUACUAUCUCACUAGGUAAUGGAUCACAAUAGGUUGAAGGCUUAAAGCUGCUGGAGAUUAAAACUGUGGGGGGUUACUGGGAGCUCCUUACUGUAAGUAAAUACUGCUUGUGGCUUGUAAGUUCGUGGUCCUCUGUUUAAAGAUCUCAGGAUGUGUUUGAACUGUUGUCAAAGGCUUCGACCUUGAGUGGUAAUAAUAGUAGUAUAGCACCCGCCUAA